Messenger RNA from Puntigrus tetrazona (Sumatra barb), 3081 nucleotides. RefSeq names its product calcium channel, voltage-dependent, beta 4b subunit (gene cacnb4b). Bases 473 to 1942 code for a protein of 489 amino acids. Gene Ontology annotation, biological process: neuromuscular junction development; calcium ion transmembrane transport; regulation of voltage-gated calcium channel activity. NCBI's taxonomy places the organism in Eukaryota, Metazoa, Chordata, Actinopteri, Cypriniformes, Cyprinidae. Gene Ontology annotation, cellular component: voltage-gated calcium channel complex. The record is from RefSeq and is a predicted model, not a curated record. The transcript is spliced from 13 exons. Gene Ontology annotation, molecular function: high voltage-gated calcium channel activity; protein binding.
UCUUUCUCUCUAACCCUCUCUCUCUCUCUCUCUGAUGCGGGGAGCAGUGCCGUGCCGUGUGUGUGUGUGUGAGCGUGUUGCUGAGAGAUGAUGAAACGUCCGCGUCAGUGAGCCGUUGGGAAGCUUCUCCCUGCCUGAGGAUGUGAGAGAAUUGGAGGCUGAACGAGGGAUCCACUCCAUCCUGCAGGCCGAGCCGUCUGCACAGGCCUGCUUUCCCUCUUUCUCUCUCUCUCCAUCCUCUCUUUCUCGUGACGCUUCUCUCACCCUUUUUUCCCUCCUUGUUCUUCCUCUGUGGAGCAAGGGGAUCGUCAUCCCCCCAUCGAUUCUUUUUUUGUGGUGGUGGCUCCCUCCUUCUCUUCCUCCUCCUCCUCCUCCUCCUCCUCCCCCCUCUCUCUCCAUAUCCACCACCACCUCCUCCUCUCUUUUUUUUUCUCUAUUCUUCAAGAGGACCUCUUUGGAAUAGCAAACCUCCAUGUAUGACAAUUUGUACCUGCAUGGAUUUGAAGACUCGGAGGCGGGCUCAGCUGAUUCCUACACUAGCAGGCCGUCUGAUUCAGAUGUGUCGUUGGAGGAGGAGAGGCCGGAGGGGGGUAGUCAGGGCCGGCAGGAGCGAGAACAACAGGCUGCUCUGCAGCUGGAGAGGGCAAAGGCCAAAGCGGUGGCCUUUGCCGUGAAAACAAAUGUCAGUUACUGUGGCGCGCUGGAUGAAGAUGUGCCUGUGCCAGGAACUGCCAUCUCAUUUGAUGCGAAAGACUUCCUGCACAUCAAAGAGAAGUUUAACAAUGACUGGUGGAUUGGGAGGCUGGUGAAAGAAGGCUGUGAGAUUGGUUUUAUCCCCAGUCCCUUGAAGCUGGAGAAUAUCAGAGCACAGCUGGAACAGAAGAAAAGCCGUGUACAAGGUAAGUCCAGUGGAAGCUCCUCCUCCAGUUUGGGGGAUGUGAUGUCAUCAGGCAAGCAGAAACAGAAAGUGACUGAACAUGUGGCUCCCUAUGAUGUUGUGCCUUCCAUGAGGCCCGUGGUGCUGGUUGGUCCAUCGCUGAAAGGAUACGAGGUCACUGAUAUGAUGCAGAAAGCUCUUUUUGACUUCUUGAAACACCGGUUUGAUGGCAGGAUAACUAUCACGCGCGUGACAGCAGAUAUCUCACUGGCAAAGAGAUCCGUGCUUAACAAUCCCAGCAAGAGAGCCAUUAUCGAGCGCUCAAAUACCAGAUCAAGCCUCGCUGAGGUACAGAGCGAGAUUGAGCGCAUAUUUGAACUAGCUCGCUCGCUCCAGCUGGUUGUGUUGGACGCAGACACCAUCAACCAUCCUGCCCAGCUGAUGAAGACUUCACUAGCACCCAUUAUCGUCCAUGUCAAAGUGUCCUCGCCAAAGGUCCUCCAGCGGCUCAUCAAAUCUAGAGGAAAGUCUCAGAGUAAACACCUCAAUGUACAGCUCGUAGCCGCAGAUAAACUAGCACAGUGUCCUCCGGAGAUGUUUGACAUCAUCUUGGAUGAGAAUCAGCUGGAAGACGCGUGUGAACACCUGGCUGAGUAUCUUGAGGCGUACUGGAAGGCGACCCACACCUCCAGCAGUACCCCACUUAACCCUCUGCUGGGCAGAAACCUCGGCCCCGCUGCCCUGGCCCCUUACACUACGUCUGCCAUAUCUGGCUUGCAGAACCAACAGGGGCAAAAAACACGACAUGCCAACCACACCGGAGACCACUCCACCCCCAACGAACGGCGCAACCUGAUGACCUCAGAUGAGAACUACCACAAUGAACGAGCGCAUAAGGGACGGAACCGGGGCUCCUCUGGCUCGCAGCACGGCGGCAGCGGUCGAGACCACCACUACAUGGAAGAGCAGCAGGGCUACCAGGACCCCUACCAGGACACCUACAAGCCCCACCGCAACCGCAGUUCCCCAGGCAGCUACAGCCAGGACUCACGACACCGGCUCUGAGCCCCCCCGUCCCGUCCCGUUUCGUCCUCCAAGCCUGAGCCACAGAGCCACCGAGCCAAGAUGGCUUCUGUCCAGAAUUGUAUACAUCUUCCAUUGCAUUUUCGUUUCGUUAGGGUCUCUCGAGCUACAAAGCAGAAACUUUGUUUAGCCCCUCCUGAACCUUCGCCAUCUGACCAAAGCCUGCAUUUCCGUCUGCUUAUACACAGCCCAUCGUGUCCGCCUGGGAAAAGGGAACGUUACAGUUGUUAUGCUUUUACAUGUUAAUAUGCUUGUUGAAAUUUUCGGUUUUUGUCUUUUGUUGCAAAAAGGGCGGGUUUUACUUCUACCAAGCAACCAUUUAACUUCGAAACCAAAUGAUUGGUUGGUCCUUAAAAGCAAAUAUUCUGUGAAGCUAGCAAUGGCCGAGAAUCAGAGAGUUGUAAAGGGCGCAUACAGGAUCCCUGAGAACUGAACAAGGAGCUCGGUUAGUCUUUAUGUCAUUAUUGCCAGCAUGUUACCUGACCGCAUGCUUCCCCUCGUCAUUAGUGCAUAACUUGAGCGGACGUAGGAUGAUGCUGUGAUCAUUGCCCACGAGCAGGCCCCCGAGAAAGUGGCUGACAAACUGGAACAUUUCAGUAAUUUAACACAAACCUACUGCCAGCUGUCUUUUCUUUACAGAAAUGGAAUCUUACAUGCCGUGAUCUUGGGAGUUUUUCCGAAGCCUCGAAAUCGCAGGCCGUGAAAUUUCCACAUGACUUCUGCCGUAAACAGCGGGAAUCUUAGAUUCAGCCACAGCCAGCCGAUCAUUUGUGCAGGUUAGCAUGGUGCACUGCGUUCUAACCCAUGGACUCGUUUCUUACCAGGCAUUAUUUUCUAGGCUAGGAAGACAGCUUAAAGAGAUGCGUAACGUAGGAAUGCCGAACAAAAGUGUUGCUUUGAUCUAGUCCUCAGUAGAGUUAGAAAGCAUCGACACCUUACGAUUAGUUUGCAUCAUUUAAAAGCUGAAAUUAAGGCACUUUUGGUACAUUGUAAUUUAAAUAGCUCUCGAGGGUGCUUGGUGUCUAUUAAAAAAAGACCAUUUUUCUCUAGGAUGAACAGGUCAGUUUAGUUCUGGUUCUUUAGGAGUGACUGGCACCCUGCGCUCCACCCUGCCAACUGGA